This is a messenger RNA of Trypanosoma cruzi, 474 nucleotides long. RefSeq lists its product as uncharacterized. Bases 1 to 474 code for a protein of 157 amino acids. The transcript has a single exon. The record is from RefSeq and is a predicted model, not a curated record. Lineage: Eukaryota; Euglenozoa; Kinetoplastea; Trypanosomatida; Trypanosomatidae.
AUGACGUUACGCUCCGCCAUCCGUUAUAUUGGGUUGGUUCAAAUCCUUCUCAUUUUCAUUGCAUCGGGAUUUCAACAGAUCUCCAACCCCGCGGUGAGUGCCGCCUUGUUGGCGAAGAGCAACUUUCCCAAGAUGUUGAAAAUGGCCGGCGUUGGGUAUCGACUUAGCGCCUCCGAAUACACGACUUUAAUUCAGGCGUCUGGUGCACUCUUUCUUGGUUUCUCUCUCUUUAUUUUGUUGGGGGUGGGUCGAUGCUUCUUCGCCUUCAUGUUGGCGUUGAGCACCGUCCUUCUUACAGUUGCCUUCCACGUGGACCCUGAGAACCCGGGGAGGAUAAGUAACACGGAUCUUUUUCACGUGUUGAAAAACAUUUCCAUUGUUGGUGCCCUUCUGUUUGUUGCAGGUAGCGGCCAGCGGACCCAUCGUUUUUCGAGGGCGCACCAGGAGGCAGAAACAGAAAAGAAAAACCGUUAA